Onychomys torridus (southern grasshopper mouse) is the source of this 2882-nucleotide messenger RNA. It is a transcript of the gene Ubxn2a, whose product is annotated as UBX domain protein 2A. The transcript is spliced from 8 exons. Bases 842 to 1618 code for a protein of 258 amino acids. Lineage: Eukaryota; Metazoa; Chordata; Mammalia; Rodentia; Cricetidae. Gene Ontology annotation, cellular component: nucleus; cytosol. Gene Ontology annotation, biological process: proteasome-mediated ubiquitin-dependent protein catabolic process; membrane fusion; nuclear membrane reassembly. Gene Ontology annotation, molecular function: ubiquitin binding. The record is from RefSeq and is a predicted model, not a curated record.
GGGGCCCGUUCCCGUGGGGAACCUAGACCGGACCCUUCAACGCCCGGCCGGGACCGAGGACCCACAGACACCCGCGACUCCCGCGGUGGCCUGGAUGACGCAAGGAACGGCCGACCGAGGCGCGGGAUGGAAGGGGACUGGAGGGGAGGGCGCCGUGCGGGGAGUUCCAGUCGCCUCGCUUCCUAGGGCAAGACCCUGGAUGAACUCGGGCUGCACUCUGCGUGAUUGUCCGAACGAUAAUGGCAGCGGAUGGAAGAAACCUCCUCCUUAAUCCACGCAAGGUGAACGCCCACCUAGCUCCUGGCACGUUCCGCGCCUCCUAAGGAGGCAGCAAGCAGCGGAGCGGGCGGCAGGGAAGAGAUCGCCGCCAUUCGUGCGCGCCAAGCCGAGGCCUCGAGGGGACCCGCCACAGGAAGCCCCGCCCCUCCGCGCGCUCACGUCAUCCGGGCGCGCGCUCCGGAGCCUCGCGCGGAGCCGUCGUCCCCCCCCCCCUCCCUCCCGGCGCGCCCACGUCAUCCGGGCGCGCGCUGCGGAGCCGUGUCGUCCGUCGGCCCCCCCCCCCCUCUCCCGGCGCGCCCACGUCAUCCGGGCGCGCGCUCCGGAGCCUCGCGCGGAGCCCUCUUCGGCGCGCUCCCGCCCCCCUUCCCCGGGCGCGCGCUCCCGGGGCGCGUCCAGCGGACGGGAGGGAGGCGGACAGUAUCUCCGCGCUGGUCCCUACAGAGGGUCUCCGGGCGCCCCUGGCCUGAGAGGCUCCCGCCGGGCGGCGGCGGCGGCGGCGCUUGCGGACCCUAAGGGACCGAGGACUAGGCCGCGGGACCGCGCCCUGAGUAGCAGAAAGAGAAUGAAAGAAGUAGAUAAUCUUGACAGUAUAAAAGAAGACUGGGUUUGUGAAACAGGACCUCCUGGUAAUCAACCCCUCAAUGAUAAUCAACAAAGGAACUGUGACCAUUUUGUUGACAGCCUUUUUGAGGAAGCAGAGAAGGUUGGUGCCAAAUGCUUGUCCCCCACUGAACAGAAGAAACAGGUAGAUGUAAAUAUAAAAUUGUGGAAAAAUGGAUUCACAGUCAAUGAUGACUUCAGAAGUUACUCUGACGGUGCAAGUCAGCAGUUUCUGAACUCUAUCAAAAAGGGGGAAUUACCUUCAGAAUUACGGGGAAUUUUUGAUAAAGAAGAGGUGGAUGUUAAAGUUGAAGAUAAAAAAAAUGAAGUAUGUAUGUCUACAAAGCCUGUGUUCCAGCCCUUCUCAGGACAGGGCCACAGACUAGGAAGUGCUACACCAACAAUCGUUUCUAAAGCAAAGAGUAUCGAGGUUGGAAAUAAAAGUGCUUUGUCUGCUGUUUCACUGAACAACUUGGAGCCCAUCACCAGGGUCCAGAUCUGGUUGGCCAAUGGGGAGAGGACCGUCCAAAAAUUUAAUGUUUCUCAUAGGGUGAGCCACAUCAAAGACUUCAUUGAAAAAUACCAAGGAUCUCAGAGAAGCCCCCCCUUUGCCCUGGCAACAGCUCUUCCUUUUCUCAGACUUCUGGAUGAGACGCUCACAUUGGAAGAAGCAGAUUUACAGAAUGCUGUAAUCAUUCAGAGACUCCAGCAAACUGCGGAGCCAUUUAGAAAACUCUGAUAGUUCUGAGUUUUGAGAGACUGAGAGAAAUGAUGUGGGAAGUGGACAUGCAGAAGUGGGAGACGGAAGUCAGUUUGACUGAGCUUGUGGUUUGAGUGCUACUUAAUUCCUGAGGAGGGUGUUUACAUAAUCACAAGUUAGGAGAGUAAUGUAUGGCUGGAAACCACAGUUAAUGCACUUUUCUCAAAGGCCACUCAGAAAAAAAUGUGUAUCUUUAAAUACUAGUUAACCAACAUGAAAUAUUAAAUAGCUGUAUAAUUAAUCUUCAUGUGGUCUAAAUUAGCAGAAUAUUAGCAUUGAAACAUUAUUUCCAAAUAGCAGAUAUUAAUAUAAAUGUUAGCUCUCCCAGUUUUUAAAUAGCAAUACAUUAAAUAUUGUACAUGACAUGUUAAAAACAUCAAUGUUAUUAUUGUAUUGCCUAUAACCCUCACAGCUUCUCAGUUCUCACUCUGGGAUGGCAAGAGAUAUUCAAGUAUUAAUUUAGCAACAGUAUCUAAGAUGUAUAAUCUUUUAGGAAUAAAAUUGUGUAGCUUAGUACAAUGUUAGUAUUAAUAUGCCUAUACACUUUUCUAUACCUUCUAUAUGUAAUUUUAUGGGCUGGGGUAGAUGGGUUCAAUGGUAGAGUAUUUGCCAAGUAUAUAUGAGACCCCAGGUUCAAUCAAUCCCCAGCAAAAAAACAAAAACAAAAAACAUGAAAUGUGAAAGCACUCACAAAAAUUCUCCACGAACCACAGUUGAUUCUCCUCCUACUUUCUCCCCAAAAACUAGGAAUUUAUUUUUAGCUAACAUUUGUAAUCAGCCAUUCAUUUGUACCACUCAACUAGAAUCUAUUUUAUCAUAUUAAAAAUUUGUGAAUGUUUCUUAAAUUCACAGAAGUACACAUUUUCUACUUCAUAUCACAGUAAACCUGUGUAGACAUUAUAGGAAAACAUGCUUAGUGUAUUAUACUUUUAACAGAAAACCAAUUAUGUUUCCAUUUUCAGAUUAAAUCCCUGUGUUUGGAAAUAAGUUAAAUGAACUACUUUGCAAAUGAUCUAUUGAAUUAAACUUUAAGUCAUUAAAAUGUAAAUAAAAACUAAUAAAAACAAAAGUGAAGUAUACAUUGUAGCAAGGAUUAAGUGGCCCAUACCAGCAACAGUAUCCAUAGGGUGCUGGGUGUAUGCUAUAACCGUUUAUGUGAGUUAUAUGGAUAAUAGUAUUAAAAACUCAAAGUUUGGCCAGGUGGUGGUGCACACCUUUAGUCCCAGCAGUAGACACUGGCAGA